Hippocampus comes (tiger tail seahorse) is the source of this 14027-nucleotide messenger RNA. RefSeq names its product dynein heavy chain domain-containing protein 1. NCBI's taxonomy places the organism in Eukaryota, Metazoa, Chordata, Actinopteri, Syngnathiformes, Syngnathidae. Gene Ontology annotation, biological process: microtubule-based movement. Gene Ontology annotation, cellular component: dynein complex. The record is from RefSeq and is a predicted model, not a curated record. Gene Ontology annotation, molecular function: ATP hydrolysis activity; minus-end-directed microtubule motor activity; dynein light intermediate chain binding.
UUGAUUUGUUGUCUCCCCGACCGUUUUCCCUGGUUUCUUUUUGUUUCUCUUUUUCGUGAGAACAAGUUGACAUUCAAGUGAAAAAAGUUCAAUGCCAAAGCUAAAGUCGUGACAAUGCAGUGACGUUCAAUGUCAAGCGAAGAGCUCCGGAUUUUCCAUUGUUGCGUGUUGCCGUGGUAACCCCUAUACAGGUGAAAAGAAAGCGUCUCAUCGCCUUGCACUUCGGACCACUUUCAUGACGUUAUAAACCACAGAAACGACGAAUUUGUCCAUUUCGCCGUCCUACGUGAUCGUCAAAGAACAGCUGUUAUAUUUAACGGGUCGCCAAAGUAUCAGGGAAAAAUGUGUCAACACACAGUUGGUGAGCUUUGCUGACGAUAUUGGCGCAGCUUGUUCGCUGCCACUUCACAGGGAAGAGUCCCACCAUGGAACCUCUGAAGCGUUCAACAGACUGCGGGAAGCCGAACGCUAAGCCAAAGAAAAAGGAACCCUCUACGGUUGGCAACAGUCAAGCCAGUUUGCCAUCACUCUGGCCUGUGCCGUAUUCUCCCUCGGCAUCCUCGCUGCGCAGGAGCCUUUUUGAUCCCGCCACCAUCAUUGCUGUUACAGACUCCCCCGUUCCGGUGGCUCAAGCUGGAUCAAUGAAAGUCUCGACAGAGUCAAGAUGGAAGGAAAGACUAUCAGGAGCAUCUCUAUCAUGCACGGACCUAUCUGAUGAAGCAGCAAAGAGUUUGACAGAUAAAGAUGAAUUCAGAGUCACCAUUAGGGAUUUAUUCAGUCUUCCCGCCAUAAUUGUGGGCGCAUCCUCUGAAAGUUCUUGUUCCGCUGUUGAAGUGCAAUUACCAGAGCUAAAAUGGACAGAAAAGCCCCCAAAGAAGGCCUCUGCAAUAUGCACUAACAUCUCCGUUAAGACUGCUGAUGAAGCGGCACAAAGUUUCACAGAGAAAGACGCAUCAAGAAUCACAAGAAGGGACUUGUUCAAUCUUUCUGCCAUUGGUCCGACCGCUUUCCCUGGAAGCCCUCGUGUUGUGGGAUCACAGAAAGCCACCGCAGAGAUAAAAUGGACCGAAAAACCAAGACAGAAGCCCUUGCUAUCAUGCGCAGACAUUCCUGUCACCGCGACUAAUGAAGCAGCAGCAGCAGCAGCACAGAAGGCGACUCUUGUUGAGAAGGUUCCCAUCACUGGCAUGGAGAUAGUUCAGUUUUUCCUCAAGGAAAGAGAUGUGGGAGAACUAAAGGUGUUUUACUUGAAGGAACAAGAGGGUGACUUGUACAGACCCUAUGACCUGCGAGUGGUCGCAGACAGUGAGGCCGGUUCCGAGCACUACGUCUUCACCGUCAGUACAGUGCUGCACGUUACCCAGAGGGGUUACGGAGGACUUGUUUCUUUGGAUGAGUGGCACAGGGAGUCGGUGCUCUGGACGGCGUUGCGGGCUAUCCCCUUUUUUAGGGAUUUCAUUCUGCGAAAUGCUGUCACUCUGUGGUAUAAAAAUGUGCGUGAGAUUGUUUACAAUCGAAGAUCUGAGGAAGUGCAGGCUCUCCUGCUAACAAAGAUCCCCCAGUACAGAAAUGGCCUCCUCCUCUUAUCCAGAAGGAUAGAAGAACUGAAAGUGACACACUUGCUACCUCUGGAUGAGUCAAAAACAUACACGCUGUCGGAAUUUCAGAAAAGUCUGGUGACCUGUAGGGAAAAGGUUCUAAACAGUCUAAGGCAGCUAUCACAAUUACGCAUCGGCAUCCUUAAUAAGGCCAAAGAGAAGAGUUACAAGGUCCUCAAGGAGCUUCAGGAGCACCUCUCCUAUGCCGAAUUGCCACAUCAUUGUUGCAAACCCGUGCAUCUGCAUCAGGCUCACCUGACUGAGCUGCAGAGGGACUUGGCACACGCCGACAGCAUCCUGCAGAAGCUGGGCAAUUUUGCUGCCCUCGUCAAUCACCUCAUCGUGCAGAGUCUUGUCACCGUCAUCCAGAAAAAUCUCACGCUGUUCCUAAAUAAUGUUCUGAAGAGAGAGUAUUCUCACUGCGGCUGCCUCUUCCAAAUGGACCUGCGUCUUGUUGCCGGUCGGCUGACUCUCGACCCACCUUUACAUUCCUUCCGAGAAACAAUCACACAGGCGCUUCUGACUGCCGGCGAUUCAAUAAGCCAGAUGUGUGACACUUGUGGAUUUUUCCUGGAGAUCAGCAGCGCACACGACUGUCAGGAUGAAACAUUUGACCUCGACUGUAGUCCAUAUGCUGGUGUCAUAGACACUGAAGGUGAGGUAAAGGACGAUGAUGGAAUGCCUGCUCUCCUGCGUUAUAGCUGUUGUCAUUGGAUCAGAGAACAGCGCCCCCUUUGGAAGUCCAUGACGACCGUGCAGGGCCACAAAAUGCCUUACUCAUACUAUCCUCUAUCCAAAGAACAACUUGCCCGGCUGUUAAAACGUUACACGUGGCUACUGGAUGUCCGUGUGUUCAUCAGCCAGUGGAGCCCAGCCUCUUUAGAAAACAUGAAGGGUCAACCCGCUUCACUGUAUCAAGAGCUAAUUACGAAGCUGCGCCAGUGGAUUGAACAAAUGCGCGCUGCCCCCUCGUUUAUCUCUACCUCCAACCAGCUAUUCAUUAUCCACUGCACCCAUAUAAAGGAAAAUAUAGGGCAGCAGUUGAGUUUGAUAGAGAAUGAAGUACAGGAAGAGUUAGUGAAGCAAUUGAAACUAUGCUCGGAGAGCUUUUUGCAGGAUUUGGAGGAAUCUCUUGCAACUCUCAGGACUGAACCCAAAGAUUUGCAUGACUUGCCAAAAUAUGUUGAUGUGGUGUGGAAGUCAAUGAACAUGCUGGCUGAAAUGCAGAAACGUUUGGAGUACAAUUACACCCUCCGGGACAGUAUUUGCAUUCACUAUAGAGAGAUGACCAAUGAGGAGCUGAAUUUGGAGAAAAAGAUGUUGGACAUGUGGGAUUGCUAUAAUUCUCACUUGAAGCAAGCAGAUGGCACCUUGCGUUCCCGCCUUCCCACAGUGGCUACUGCGCUCUCCACAAUGUUCCCAUGGAUGGCUUCCGACUUAAGAAGUAUCGUCUGUAAUGCUACCUCUGGUCUCUUUCUUGAUCCAAGACAAAAUGCCGAACGGUUGGCCUCUGAAUUGAAUUAUAUGAGUUUACGUGUGGGAACUGCCUCCUCCCAUCUGGAGCAGCUGUCCAAGACUGGUGAUAUAUUCGAAGAAAAUCCAGUCGACUUGACCCAUCUGACUGACAUUCCUAAGCUCAUUGCCCGCAAGGAGCUUUGGGACCUCACGGCUCUUUACAGACGAUGUUUACAUGAAUGGAAUACGUUCCUGUUCACUGAGCUUGCGUUAACACAAGCUCAAGAGCAAAUUGUUCACUGGCAGCAGCAAGUUGCAAAGCUAUCACACAUCAUACCCGCUGGUGACGCAGUGCUCCGGGAGACUUCAGAAACCAUUGAUGAUUUAAGUUGUCGGCUGAAAAUCUUGGCCAGGUUUCGGGGCCCAACAAUCAAACCGAAACACCGGACCACUUUUUUCAAAGGCCUUGGCUUAUGGCAUGCCUCCGAUAAAAAUGCAACUCUUGCGCAGCUUAUUUAUCAGCCGUUUGGGCUUCACCAGGAACUGAUCAACAAGAUCUGUAGCGAUGCUCAAAAGGAGAAUUCCAUGGAGCAGACGUUUCAGAAAAUUCAACAGGCCUGGACAAACCGUAUUUUCCAGCUGCAUUACUGUACAGGUCCUUGUUGGCAUCUUGCUGAUCCACAGAUAUUGACAAAGAAUUCCACUUCUGACGCCUCUUGUGAUGCCAAAAUUAUCAUUGGCCUAGAAUUUCUCUUCUCUGAGAUAGAAACGGAUUUGAUGACGAUGACAAACAUGCACAGCUCACGGCACAGUGUCGACUUUAGGUCACAAGUAGAAGAGUGGAUGCACUUGCUCCAAGAGCUUGAGAAGCUGUUGCAUUUGUUUGAGAUCUAUCAGCAAAAAUGGAUCUUCCUGACUAAGAUAUUUCAAGAAAGAACCUUGGGUGUUCAAAGAUGGGAUUUGCUGGCACAAUUCCGAUCAGUUGAUGAGCGUUUCAAGGCCAUGAUGUGUCACAACGCGGCUCACCCCGAUGUGCUGAAUCUUGUCCGUCCCAAAACGGGGAUAGAAACCCACCACGGCGGCAGCCUUUGCGAAAUUCUCCUAAAUGAGAUAUCAACAUUGAAUGCUCUUGCUUGCCAGAUGGCAAAUCGUCUCCAUUCUCGCUGCAAAUUGUUUCCGAGACUCUACUUCUUGAGUGACCGGGAAGAAGUGGAACUACUAUCUUUACAACCAACACCCACCUCUCUGUUACCCUUUGUACGGAAAUUUUUUAAAGGGGUACAGUCGAUGGAUGUGGAGGAAAUAUCUGGAACUGUGGAUGGACAGGAUACACGCGACACACAGACGAGGGUACUUGGGGUCUUCGGCAACUUCCAGGAGCACAUUAUCUUCCUUUCUCCAUUGGAACCGAAUCACAAUCUUUUGAUUUGGCUGAGUACGUUUCAGGAUCAGCUCAAGUUAACCAUGGAACAUCUCCUGAUGCAAUGCGCUGAUGAACGAAAACAAGUCGAGCCAUCAAAUCUAGACGCUUCACAUAAAAACAUUCGUGGACAUGUAUUGCCAGUGCUUGAAAUGACAACUAAAUAUCCUCUCCAGUGUCUUCUUGUCGCAGAGGAGACCGUCUGGUGCAGUGUCCUCAAUCAAGCUUUCCAGGAAUCGAGCACCAUUAAGAUGAGUGCGAUUAAUGAAUUCAACAAGGCACAACUGGCAAAUCUUUGCCGGUCCUUACGGGAUGCUGUUGCAAGAUCGAAAAGCGAUGUACAGCUCUCAAAAUACACAAUGGCGUGCUUGCGUGCUUUAGUGCUCCUUAGAAUUCAACAUGCAGAGCAACUAACUCAACUCAUGCAGGCGCAGUGUCAGCCAGGGUUAUCUUUUGAGUGGCUGAGUUCUCUCAAGUAUUAUGUAAACUCGACGGGUCAGAGUCCAAAAGAAACUGAUGGUCCAAAAUGUUAUGUGGACAUUUUGGGCCGUAAGAUUCCAUAUGGUUAUGAGUAUUUUGGUCCAGAAGAAUUUGGAAUGGUGCAUACUCCCUGCACCGAUCGAGUGAUCAUGGGAAUUCUCCUUGCCGUGACGAGCUACAGAUGUGGAUUUGUGAACGGGCCAUGCUCUUCAGGAAAGACAAAUACAGUGGUCCAUCUCGGGAAAGCAUUGGGGAGAAAUGUCGUGAUGCUGCACUGCUGUCCAAACAUGUCUCCUGAUAUUUUUCAAAAAAUGCUCCUUGGUGCUCUUUUGACAGGGGCAUGGUUUGUUCUGGACUCUGUGGACUUGCUGCCUCAAGGUGUCCAGGCGUCACUGGCACAACAGCUUGAGGACAUUUACCAAUCUUUCUUUGGGUUGUCGGGAAAGAGCAAAGAUGAGGGAAAGAGUGCCUCGGGUUCUAAAAGCGCAUUUCAUUCAGAAUUCUGCAUGGUAUUUUCAGGGAUAAACGUUUCUGCUAGCCUCAACUAUGGAAGUGUUCUCAUAUCAUCAAAGGAAUGCACCUCGGAGCUUUCACAAAGUUUGCGAUUUUCCACAAGACCUGUGGCAUUAACCCGUCCCGAUCACAAGAUCAUUGUGGAGAUAAUGCUGACCUCCUUUGGUUUUAAGGAAGCCAAGUGUUUAAGUCAGCGUCUGGUAUCCCUCAUCAGCCUCAGCAAGGACUCGCUCUGUCUGCCGGUCUUCCUUACACAAAACCAGAGUAGCCACCUUGUCGUUUUGCAAAAUAUCACAUCUGCCUCUCAAAAACUCUUCAAACAAUUUGUCCGGCACGAGAAAUUUUCUGGUAAGGCCAGACGGUCUUUUGUUAUCCAAACUAUUCUUAAAUCUCCAGAAAAUGAACAUGCCGACGAUAUUAAUGAGGCUCAAGAACAAGCCAUUUUCUCUGGCUUAUUGGAGGAAAUAGCUGUUGUCAAAGCGAUUCACUCAGUCUUGUCACCAUUUAUGUAUGUGCCCACCAAAGCCUCACAGUUUAACUCCAUUUUCAAAGAAUUGUUUCCUAUUGCAAGUCAGCUUCCCUUUAUUCAACAAUAUACUCAGGAUGAACCAAACUACGAACUUGAAGAAGCAGUGUCCGAAGAAUUAGAUCAGCUCCAGUUACACUCUAACGCGGAAACUAUUUGCCAGGCUCUGACACUCUACCACACCUUGAGUUUCUCUCGUGCAGUUAUACUUCUUGGACCCAGCGGAAGUGGAAAAACAACCUGUUACAACGCUCUGGCAGCAGGCCUCACUCGACUUGCAAACAAAACCGGUGAAAAUACAUCUGAUGACAACAAGUUCAAAUCGGAUACCCCUCAAGCAAAACUACAGACCUCUUUUUCAAACUGGAUCUCCGUCAACACUGUGGUCCUAUUUCCAAACGCCAUGUCCCAUGAGGAGUUAUUUGGUGGAUUCUGUGAGAAAACCGGAUGGCAAGAUGGAGCUGUGACCAAGGCAUUGAGAGAUUCAGAAAGACACAAGACUGGAAAAUUCGAAAUGUGCAAAACGGAAAUGCCUAGUCAUGAGACCAAAGCAGUGAAAUGGCUGGUCAUGGAUGGAGAGCCACCGGGAAAACCCUGCUGGCUAGAUCACUUAAGCACACUGAGUGACCUUGAGAACCCAUUUUUAAGCGUACCAUCUGGUGAAACUCUCAUACCAUCCCAAUCACUCUUCAAGUUAAUUGUUGAGACCACGGAUUUAAGCGAUGCAAGCCCCUCCGCAGUGACCCGCUGCAGCCUCAUUUACUUUACCGGGACUGACGUUUGGGAUUCCGUGUGGAAGAGCGAAAUGGAUUCUUUCCAUAUUAGUUUCACUCUGAACCAAGCGACCCUGGAAAUGUGGACUCAGCUGUCAGAAGAUCUUUUCUCCAGCACUCUCAGUUUGCUGAAGAAGAACAAUAUUUCUAAUAAAGGUCCACCCUCAACGUACGGCCUGGUAGAAAUCACAUCAUUCAUUCGAAUCCUGCGUGCCCUCUUGGAACAUUUUGCCAAGAAACACAAAAACAAAGACGCCAUCGCUCAAAAAGCAGAUAUGCCUCCAGGCGGAGAUUCUGAUAGAAAUCAAGAUCUUUUUUUGUUGGCUUAUAUUUGGGGUUUUGGUGGGCAUCUCCAUCCUCGACUCUGGCCUCAAUUUGACAUUGUUGCCCGCCAAGUACUUUUGGAUAGUCCAUCUAAAAUUGUGGUUCCCCCCGAAGGGACAGUGUUUGAGUUAUUCUUUAAUAUUGACAACCAGAUAUACUCUAACAACACCUUAUUGACAAAGUCCAUCACUCCAAAGUACUGGAAGUACACCUGUCUGCUCUCCGUCAUGUUGGAAGCCAUCCAGCCUGUGUUGCUUGCAGGAGAGCCAGGUUCAGGAAAAUCGACUGUGUGUAACACCCUGCUGUGUUUUGAUAAGCCACACAUUAAAGUACCAGCUAGUUCUAUACAGGGUCCCGCAGACUUGCGCCAUUUGCUGUGUGGAAUUAGCUACCAGAAGAGCUUUCAAAAAACCAAGGGUGUCAUGACCAAACAGCCAGGCCUGUUACUUUAUGUGGAUGACUUGCAUGAGACACCACGCGAUGUGACUGGGAAGACUUCAAAAAUCUUAGAGACGCUACGACAAAGUGUUUCAAAAGGAGGGGUUCUUGCACUUGAUUCUGACCACUUCAAGGUGCUCAGUCCGGGAGUCAUCACCUACCUGGCUACCUGUUGUGUCUUUGAACUGGACAACCCCCAUGUUAGUGUAAUAUCCUCCAGGCUAUCACGUCUGUUCUCCAUCUUUGCACUUCCAAGCUUAACCACAGAGUUCAUCUUUUCUAUUCAUUCGCCUCAGCUUAAGCUCUGGAUGAGGGAUGUGCCAUUUAUCCCGAAUGUGCUGGGCAUGGUGCGUUCUAUCAUCCAUGCAACAGAGAAUUUGUAUGAAGAUGUUUGCAAGAAUUUCCAGCCCACUAGACAAAGUCCCCAUUUUUUACUCUCCCACCAUGAUCUGAAGAAGGUGUUUGAGGGGAUGUGCUUAUGGCAGCCCAUCCUUCCAAAAACAGAGCCGCUAGACCCAAAGUUAAAAUUGAAAUGUUCCCCGGUCCCUCAAGAGCCUUUAGCCAUGCAGCUCAACAUUGUGCAUCUUUGGAUACACGAGUGCAUGCGUACCUUUGGUGAUCGGAUAAACUCGGAAGACGAAAGGAAUAAACUGCAAUCACUCAUUACCAAGACAGCAACGGCACACUUUACAGCACAAUUGCGAGAUGAUUCCAAACUCGACGACCUCUUCCCUCCCAGCUCCGCUAGGCUCACUGCACGAUUCGGCACCUCAGACACCCGUACGCCCCGAAGUCCAGCACAAGGACCAAAAUCAGUUGCAUCGACAGAAUCGAAUGCCUCAAGUCGGCAAACAAAGUUUCUUCAGCACUUGAUGGAAACGGUGACGAAGCUUACCUAUGGCCCAGAGCUUGUUGGGAAUCAUUUUCCUGUAUUCAAACGUAGCUCUUAUCAGCCACAAGAUCUCAACGUGAUGAUACAGCACCUAUUGGCACACAUUGACUUGAAAGACAAUGAAAUACCAGAAGCCGAGAGGCACUUUGCAUUCAAAUACACGGUGCACAGACAAAGGAUUUGUCAGAUGUUGCAUAUUUUCAGGGCUCUGCUCAUACCUGGAGGUCACGGAUUGCUAAUGGCCUCAGGUAGUGGCACAGGACGUAAGACCACCGUACGUUUGGCGGCCUCUGUUUCAGGCUCCCACCUGAUGGAGGUACACGCUGGUAACGAGAGUGAAUUGAAUAGGAUUUUAAAACAAGCUGGGAAUCGAACCCGGGUUUAUGAAAUUAACACCAUCAUUCUGGUUCAUGAGAAUAUAAGCUCCUCUGUCAGAGAAGAGCUCUUGGUGGCCCUCAGGUCCUACCCGGGGCUGUACACAGACCAGGAGCUGGCCAAGCUUGUUUCAAGGGUGACCGCGGUGUAUAAAACAAAAAGAUUCCUUUUGGACAGCUGGAUUUUUGACAAGUACUUGUGUCAGAACCUCAGAGACGUGCACGUAUUCAUUUUGAUGCCUGCCGUUGUUUCAGCCAACAGUGGAAACAAUGAAUACAAGGCACAAAUGACCAAGGCUUUGGGCCUCUGCUGUGUGGAGAUGUACCAGCCUUGGUUCAAUCAGUCUUUGGCAGAAGUUGCUGCUCACUGCCUGAAAAACAUUUACCACAAUUUGAAAAUACAAGGCUCACAAGAUGGCCUGGCCAUCGCUAUGGCAGGAAUCCACCAGUCUGCAUAUCAAUACGCUUCUGUUCUUCUGAUGGCACAGCCUUUCAGCCCUUACACAUUUAUGGCCUUCAUUUCCCACUUUGGUUACCUCUGCAAAGUUAUGCUCAGUGAAUUGGAGAGCCGAUCCAAAAGACUUAACACUGGUCUGUCUCAUUUGGAUGCACUGGACAACACUGCCAUGAAGUACAAGCAAGAGUUAAUGAGGAUGCAGGGAAUAGUUGCUGAGAUGCAGCAGCGUGUGGAUGAGCUCCUUGGAGCCAUAAAUGACCAGAAGACUUUGCUUCAUAAAGCUGAAAAGAAUUGUGCUAAACAGGAGAGAAAAAUACAAAUCCUGGAAGACCGCAUUGCUGAAUCUGAGAACGAGCUGAGCCCCUUUUUCCAGGCAGCACUCGAUGUGCUCCAUAGUCUGGAUCCGUUAGACCUCGAGGAGGUGCGUCACUACCGAGAUCCACCUGAUGGUGUGGUGCUCGUGAUGGAUGCCGUUCUUUUGCUCUUUGAUCGACCAUCUGGCUGGGCCAAUGCAAAAAAACUCUUUGGACAAUGCAACUUGUAUAAGUGCCUGGAAACAUUUGACUUCUAUAGCCUUACGGACAUACAAAUGCUACAACUUGGUGAGUUAAUUCAAAACCCCCUGUUUGUGCCGGAGUGCAUCCGCGAGGUGAGCAACGCCUGUGAGACUCUCUGCCGCUGGAUCCUUGCUGUCAACAAUUGCGGCUCGAGGAGAUACCAACUGAUGGUCAGAAAGCAGCUUGACUUAAUGCUCGUAAGGGCACAAGAUCAACUUGAGCAGAUCAAAGAAUACAUGGAGGAAAUACACCGUUGCCUCGAAGAGCUCGGUGUUCAGCUCCAGCCGGUGCAGGAAUUGCUGGAUGAGCAACUGGUGCUUCUACACAAAGCUGAGUGCCUGGAGAGAAACGCUGCUAAUGCUGUGAAACUCUUGUUGAAACACACAAGAGUGUGGAGGGCUGAAGCUCAGGAUGCACAGUUGCAGAGACAAUGCUUACCAGGAGACGCCAUGGUCCUGGCCGCCAUCAUCUCAUAUUUAGGCCCCUUUGCAGCUGAUGUACGCACCGAAUUGCUGAGCAAAUGGAGGGUGUUGUGCCAGACAGGAAUUAUCGAUGCAAAUCCCACGGACCCCAGAAGUUCCCUGUUCACGUCCUCUGACCCGGCAACUGCUCAGCUAAUGUCGGGUUUUCCCGUCACUCUGUCCGGGACGCUGCAGCCUCUUCUAUGUCGGGUGUUGGGUGUGAAAGACUGGCUGCCUCAUGAGACGGCGUCCACCAGAUUGGUGGUGAAGCUUAUGCUGUGGGGCUGCAGGAGCAGUUGGGUUAAAUACUGGCCUCUACUGGCUGACACCAAGCAUCAUCUGGAGAUCAAUUCUAAAAAUGGGGUCAUUACAGGCGAAACAGGAGACGAUGUGAGUCUUGGGAAGGAGUUUGAGUGUGACGUCGUGGUUUGUGCUGAUGAUCCAAAGCUCAUGUGCCACUUGGACCUGGCUGCUGAGAAAGGCUUGAAAAUCCUGGUUACUCACAUCGAGCGAGUAUCAGUAAGUCCAGAGUUUCUCGCUACUUUGGCCCGCCCUGCUGCGAGUCGCCCCCCAGGGUCAAAACCUACUGCCCACCAUACCCACCCACAGUUCUGCCUCUUGCUCAGCACCCACUAUCCUGCCCGACUCCUCAGCAGUGCCAUCCAUCCAUCCGUGCUGGCUCAGGUGGAUGUGGUUGACCUCUCGCCAAGCUCAGAUCAGAUCCAGGAACUCAUGCUGACUCAGCUACUGCAGUCGGAGUGCAAAGUGCUGCUGAUUCAACACCUGCGGAUGCAGAAUGACAAGCAGCUGCUGCAGAAGAAGCUGGUGACGGAGGAGGACUCUGUGAUGGACUCAGUCCUGCAGUCCGACACCACACGAAUGCAAGCGCCCGAGUUCCUCACCCAAGUGGCUGAGGUCCAAGAAUCAAUGUCAUACGCCCGGACUGAGUUGCAGCUGGUUGAUGAGAGGAAAGAGUUCCUCGAGCCCCUGCUGGCUGCUCCCCAGCAGUUGAUAAAGCUGGCUUGGCUCUUCUACCAGGCUUUGCAGGAGCUGUCCCGCCUAUCCUCUGCCUAUUACUUUCCAUUAUCCGCCUUUAUGGCAGUGAUGCAGGAAGCCUUCGCUGAGAAGGCGAGUAGGCUUGUGUCAUAUGGCACCGGGAAGGUGAUGGGAGGAGUAAUACCGGAGAUACGGAACAAGAUGGUGGCAAAAUUGAUGUUCUACUAUCGGCCAUGUCUCUUUCGAAGCCACGGUGCUGUUUUCAAGCUGUUGGUGACUUUGGCUGUGAUGCACACCAACCAACUCUGCUCUUUACCGGAGAGGACAGCUUUCUUAUUGGGAUUCAAAGAUAUUCUUGCUCCUCCAGCUCUACAUUCCCCAAAGGACAAUCGAAUAUCCCCUGAGGGUGACUCUGACCUCCUCGUUUUAGAAAGGAUCCCAGACUUCACAGGAUUGACCGCUUCUCUGACCUCCUCGCGCAAGGAGUGGCAAGAUUACCUGCGCUUGCCUUCCGCCGUCAUAACAGAACCGGUUCCCUGCGGAUCUCACCGCCAUUUGUCCUUGAUGCAGCGCGCUCUCCUUUUGAAGACCUUGCACCCGCACUCCACAGAAGAGCUCGCUGAGGCCAUGGCGGCCUGCCAGUUUCGCAUACCUCGCAACCCAUCAGUGCCUCACUGCGGCAACCCAGGGGCUCUUUACAAAUUUCUUGUGGAGCACAAGGGACCCAUCAUUCUAACAUGGCCUUGUCCAUCCAAAGAUAAGUGGACAAGCAUUCAGCCUCUCCACUUAGUGAAGCUCUUGGCCUCCAAGGCCACAGAAACAAAGGAGGUGAAAGUAAUUUUUGCUGGAGGACUUUGUGACCAAGACUUCAUCAUCUACACUCUGGAAAAAACAGUCCGAGACGGUCACUGGUUGGUUUUUAAUAACUGUCACCUGGUGGAGCAUUGGGAUGCUAAACUCGUGGCACGUUUCAAUCAGCUGUUUUCCCCUUUUGGAGCAACAAAGCACAUAAAUAUUCCUCAUCCAGACUUCCGAGUGUGGUUUCUAACUGAAGAAACUACUCAGUCCUUCCUACCCGCAUCAGUGCGAUUGCAUGGCCUGCCUCUGGCUUGUGAUGCCUCCUGGACCGUGAAAGAAGAGUUGAGCUGCUCCUUACAAUAUUUGUCAUCCGUCACUCAGUGUCACUCGGAAAACCUGGCCGACAGCACGCAGCUCCUUCUGCGCUGCACAACUUUCCACUCUGUGUUGGUACAGAGAGAGGCCUACAAAUACUUGGGCCAGGCCAGAAUCUACGGCUGGAGCCAGUCAGAUCUUCUAGCUUUGGCGGACGUACUCAUUUCUUCCGCCAGUCUGUGCCAUGACAAGACAAAAGCUUUGCAGUACAUUGCAGUCCACCUUGUGCAUGGCGGCCAUGUUUUGGAGUCUGUGGAUUCAGAGGUGUUGCAGAACACUGCAGAAACCUGCUUCAACGCUGCACCAAGUCUGGCGAGCGGGCCACACAUGCUCGCCAAUGUCAUCAUCAGCACUGAGCACCGGGAUUUUGACAAAAUCCUGCGAAUACUGCUGCCGCAGCUGCUGCGUGGCGUGGACAUCAGCGAGCCUCUUCUGUUGGGUUUCAGUGCUGAUGUGGAAGCUGAAAUAGUAAAAAUCAACAGUCACAAUCUGAACAAGAUGCUCCAGGCCUCCCAGACUCCUCAAGGGCUCGCCUCAUGUUCUCGCAGCGGACUGGCGAUGCUGCCGGAACUUAGCCAGGCUACAGAGCGUCUGCGCGCGCUGCAGGAUUACCUCACACACCAAAACGAAAUCCGAUCAAGAAACUCCGGAGCUGUUUUCCAGAGUCCCCUUUAUGACUUCCUCCUGGCCGAGUGGCAUGAGCUGAGCGGCUCGGUGUCCUCACUGCUCUCUCGGCUCCAACAGCCACUUCGGUACAUGACGGCGACCUUCCUGUCCCUGCCCACGCUCACUGCAUUGUCGCGCAUGCAGAGACGGGCGGAGCUGCUUAGCGCUUAUCUGUGGCGCGACAACAAUUUGGCACCUCGCGCCGCCUACCGACUGUCUGCUUUUGCCAAUGCCAAGGGCUUUCUGGUGGCACUGAGGAGAAAGGCCGCUCAAGUGCAUCAUAAGUACAUCAGUGAUAUCGCUCUGCAGAUCGAGGUUCGUGACGAUCCAUUAUUCACCCCACGUCCAAAAGAGAUAGUGGACUUGUGUGACCUGGAACUAAGAGGAGCAUCGUGGGACGUGCACAGGACAGCCUUACAAAACUCGCUCUCUCCACAGCCCUGCCCCAUGCCUCUCAUUUGCAUCAGGGCACAAGUGAAAGAUGCACACUUCCCGCGUCCCCCGAGCGCCGAUCAAGUUUAUCAUUGCCCGAUUUAUUUGGAGGAUUUGGACACUGGAGAGGAAGGGCGAGAUGACUUUAGCAUUGUCACAACGGUUCCGCUUCCUAGCGAGUUACAGCCUUCCUUAUGUAGUUUACGGAAGGUUCGGCUAGUGAGCAGGCUUUGUGAUACCGAGGCAACAUGGACAGACACCACUACGAAACAUUCGAAAAGUUCGGCAAUGACACUUUCCUGCUGCACCUGGACAACGGCCGGGCAUUCGGGCGCCACUCCAAAGAUGAGCCAUCCAUCUUGGUGCCAUUAGAGCAGUGUUGCAGAAUCCGUCGUUCCACCUGGCUCCGCCUGCGCCUCCUGUCCCUGCCGCAGUAUCGCCUCAGUGACGUCAUGCGGGCCUCACUUUCCCAAGACCCCCUGCAUGGCGUGG